Suillus subaureus is the source of this 1159-nucleotide messenger RNA. RefSeq lists its product as uncharacterized. NCBI's taxonomy places the organism in Eukaryota, Fungi, Basidiomycota, Agaricomycetes, Boletales, Suillaceae. The transcript has a single exon. Bases 323 to 832 code for a protein of 169 amino acids. Gene Ontology annotation, molecular function: protein binding. The record is from RefSeq and is a predicted model, not a curated record.
AACUACCAGUCGCUCACCAACUACGUCUCAAACUGUGGUUCUCGUUACUACUACUCCAAGCGCAACCGCUACAACUAUUAACAAUGUCAGUAGCGCGUCGAGCCAGACUCUCUCUGGCGGCGCACUUGGUGGUAUUAUCGCGGCCUCCGUAGUUGUCGCCCUGGCUCUGGUCAUAUUCAUCGUUCGGAAGACGUAUCUCCGCCGCAGGCAAAACCGUCGUCUCUCUUGGCCUGUUGACAACAUCUUCAACGAGACCAAACCGCUUCCUGCAGCUCCCAUUGAUGAUUUCUCUGAAAAGCCUGCUUCCCUGAGGAAUUCACCAAUGUCGCCUUUUGAGGGGCAUGGACAAUCACUAUAUCCGAGCCCCCCGCAGCCUCCAAUCCAGAGGAUUCAGAGUCCAUUCACGGGGUAUGCGGGCCCAGCCCCGCCUCCCGCUUCGUAUAAUAACCCCAUGCCCAUGUAUUCCCAACCACCACCCUCUCUAAGUCCUGGAAAUUCUGCCGUUCCCAUGGCACGUGCAGCAGCAGGCGCCAACCCGUACUCUCCACCUGCCCCUGCUACAACGUCUGGACCCAUGUUUCCAACUGCCUCCGAGGCAGUUGUCAACCGCGUGUUUAUCCCCACGCUUCCUGACGAGCUCUCGGUCACAGCGGGCGAGCGUAUUCAUGUGCUUGCUCAGUAUGAUGAUGCAUGGGCUCUCUGCGUGAACGGGCACGGUGAACAAGGCAUGGUUCCCCAGGAAUGCCUAGACCGACCCGUCGCAUCUAAUCAGGCAGACUGGCGGAACGCUAGGCGUACCAGCAGUUUAGUUUCUGAUGGCAGACACUAUUGACUUUGAUAUUGUUUAUGAGGUGGACCGCGGGCACGGGCCAGUGUAUGUCUUUUAUCAAUUAUCGUGAUAUCGUCCUGAAUGAUUUGACGCAGGUAUCACCACAUGUUUGACUUCUGUUUGUUUAUUUAUUUAUCUAGACACCUCGCAUCUCCUAGCGACAGCAACCACACUUUCCCACUACGUUUUGUCUCGUUCUUAUGACUUGCACACAUCUCGAAUUAUUCGGUACGGUGUUGGGGUGUGGAGGAUUUGUCGUUGAGUUGGGCGGGAGGACUUGCUCAUUGUAUGAAUUUGAAUGAAUGAUUUGCAAGUUGAUCACAAUACCAG